Molecule: messenger RNA, 1854 nt
Organism: Gymnogyps californianus (California condor)
Lineage: Eukaryota; Metazoa; Chordata; Aves; Accipitriformes; Cathartidae
Gene: NUDT12
Product: nudix hydrolase 12
Exons: 6
Coding region: 460-1854 (464 amino acids)
Biological process (GO): NADP+ catabolic process; NAD+ catabolic process
Cellular component (GO): cytosol
Molecular function (GO): metal ion binding; NADH pyrophosphatase activity; protein binding
Source: RefSeq, a predicted model, not a curated record
CAGAAGUUACUGAAGUAAUCUGUUACUGCUUGGAGGAGUCCCUCAGCCUGCGAAGCGACUUGCCCUCUUGCGAUUAUUUUUCAUUGUUUCCAAAGCAUCUGAGACUCAUUUCUUGGAGUGGGGUUUUGUACUGUUCUAUCUUGUGUGUGUUCGGUCAGGAAACCAGAACAUGUUUUUCAUAUUCAAAGAAGCUUCAUACCAAAUCUUUCUGUCCUUAAGCCUCUUUAAAACUAGUCUUGAUUACUGGGAUAGAAUUUCACUGUACUUGGAGAUGUGUGGGACUAGGAUUUGGUUGGGAAUAACAAUGUGAAGCUAAUUGUAAGAAUUUAACUGUUGUGUCCAUACUUUUGGUGAUAAUGUUGGUUAUCUGUAUAGCAUUAAACUUAAUUCUUUUACUUAAAUCCUUUUACUAAUGGUGGAUAUGUUUUCAGGCAUUUUUUUUUUAACUUAGUUGACACAAUGACAGACUUUGAAAAGAACCUCCGUGAGGACAUGAUUUCUCAGCUGCAUAAUUUUGCUGCUGUUGGAGAUGCAGCCAAACUGAAAGCAUUGCUCAGUCAUUCUCCAUCACUUGUCAAUGCAGCUGCAGAUAACGGCUGGACAGCCCUGAUGUAUGGUGCCAGAAAUGGACACCUUGAGGUUGUGCAGAUUCUUCUGGAAGAAGGGUGUGACAGGUCCAUCGUUAAUAAAUCAAGGCAGACGGCUCUGGACAUUGCUAAAUUUUGGGGGUACAAGCACAUAGCUAAUUUGUUGGCUAAUGUGAAGGAUGGGCAGAGGCCUAAUUUUCUGUCAAAUGAAGUGAAGGAAUAUGAAAAUUAUUUUGGCUUGACACUUCUGGACAGGAGAAGUGAUAAAAGAACAGAUUCCAAGUGGCUAAGCAAAAAACAAAGCCAUCCAACUACAGUAUACAUCCUCUUCUCGAAUCUAAGUCCUUUGGUUACUUUGGGUGGGGGAAUAGAGAGCUCUCAGCAGCCAGAAGUAAAGCUUUGCAGACUGUACCACAAGGAUGUGGAGCAGUGUAUGAACCAAACUGAAGAAGGCACCUUGAUUUUUCUUGGAGUUGAACUUCAGUUCCACAUGAACCUGCUGGCUGCUUGCAAUGGAAGAGUUCUGCAAGAAGAUGAAGAGGAUGGGUUAGUUGCUUGGUUUGCUCUUAGCGUAGAUUCUGCUUCUGCUGAGAAAUUUAAACAGAAGCAUGAGGACUGUUACUUUCUUCACCCACCAAUGCCAGCACUACUGCAGCUACCUGAAAAAGAAGCUGGAGUAGUAGCCCAGGCUAGAUCUGUUCUAGCAUGGCACAGCCGCUACCGAUUCUGCCCAACAUGUGGGAGUGCAACCAAGAUUGAAGAAGGGGGUUACAAGAAAACUUGCUUAAAAGAAGAUUGUCCCAGUCUCCAAGGUGUUCACAACACAUCAUAUCCAAGAGUUGAUCCUGUUGUGAUAAUGCAAGUCAUCCAUCCAGAUGGGAACCGCUGCCUUUUAGGUAGGCAGAAGAGGUUUCCCCCAGGAAUGUUUACCUGUCUUGCUGGAUUUGUAGAACCUGGCGAAACAAUAGAAGAUGCUGUUCGAAGAGAAGUAGAAGAGGAGGCUGGAGUCAAAGUUGGCCAUGUUCAGUAUGUCUCUUGUCAGCCAUGGCCAAUGCCCUCCUCCCUAAUGAUUGGCUGCUUAGCUGUUGCAGUGUCUACAGAAAUUAAAGUUGACAAGAAUGAAAUAGAGGAUGCCCGCUGGUUCACUAGAGAACAGGUUGUGGAAGUUCUCAUUAAAGGAAACCAGCGUUCUUUCUUUGUACCACCAAGUCGAGCUAUUGCACACCAGUUGAUAAAACAUUGGAUUGGAAUGAAUGCUAAUCUUUAA